CUGGGCAGACAGAGUCACGCUUCGACGACGCAUGGGCUGCUCACCUUUCUUUGCGGUCACCGGAGCCCACCCGCUACUUCCACUUGACAUAUCCGAAGCCACCUACCUCCUUCCCGCCCCAGAAUCCGUGCUAUCAACCACGGAACUCAUCUCUUGUCGUGCAAUUGCGCUGCAGAAGCGACGAGAACACCUGUCGUUCCUUCAUUCCGCUGUCCUCGAAGCCCGCAUCCAGGAAGCGAUCCGUUUCGAGCGAGAACACGCACAUACAAUACGCAAUUACGACUUCCAGAGGGGCGAUCUGGUCCUGAUGCGGAACACUGCAAUCGAGAAGUCGUUGAGCCGCAAAAUGCGCAAGCGAUAUCUGGGACCGCUGAUUGUCAUCUCAAGGAAUAGAGGGGGCGCUUACAUUCUCUCUGAGCUUGACGGCUCUGUCUUCCACCGCCCUAUUGCCGCAUUUCGAGUCAUCCCAUACUUUGCACGACUCAAGAUCCCAAUCCCACCUCUCGAAGACUUGCUGGACAUCUCAACAGAACGGUUACGCGAGCUCGAGGAGUCGAUCUUGGCCGAUCCAGAAGACGAGGAAAGCGAUUCUGAGCUGCCAGGCAAAAGUGAAGACCGACUCUGAUCCCCCCAUGCACCCACUACACCCUCAAUCCAUCCAUAGAAUCGCCCUUUUCAAAUUCGUCCUGUUGAGGCUCUCGUGCGCCGGAAGCUGACUGAGGACAGUCAGAUUUUCAGUUGGAGGGAGAUGACAAGCGU
Molecule: messenger RNA, 759 nt
Organism: Mycena citricolor
Lineage: Eukaryota; Fungi; Basidiomycota; Agaricomycetes; Agaricales; Mycenaceae
Source: the annotation of a GenBank genome assembly